Pyrus x bretschneideri (Chinese white pear) is the source of this 4125-nucleotide messenger RNA. Its product is annotated as subtilisin-like protease 4. The transcript has a single exon. The record is from RefSeq and is a predicted model, not a curated record. Gene Ontology annotation, molecular function: serine-type endopeptidase activity. The coding region runs from base 792 to 3050 and encodes 752 amino acids. Gene Ontology annotation, biological process: proteolysis. NCBI's taxonomy places the organism in Eukaryota, Viridiplantae, Streptophyta, Magnoliopsida, Rosales, Rosaceae.
AUUCCAAGUAAUAGUUGGCCAUGUGUAAGAAAUAUUUACAAAAUACGUACAUAUAUACAUGUAUAAUUAGAAAUCGUACCAGUAACGUAUCAUUUUUCAAAUUACAAUCAGAGUGAAUCGAACUCUAACUUUGAGGACUAGCUCAAGCAGAGAAACCAGUAAUCCAUCAAGGAAUGCAUCGCAUUUGGCACGCAUUUGGCAUGUCGAGUGUGUGUGAGAUUGCUGCUAGUGACAAAAUAUAACCCAACAAAACAGGACAGCGACGUCUAAACACAAUAAAAAUCAUACAAAUGGGUCGCUAAUGUGACGUCCAUUUAAUAAUGGCUUCCUACUGGAAGAGAAUAACCUCCACACAUGCUAAGAAUCGUCCAGUUCACAACAAAAAAAAGGUAAGGAAAAAUGGACUCAUUCGCUCAAUCCUUGAACUGGUCAGACAUGCAGUAAUGGCAUAAAACUAAACCAGCUAAGCAAAAUAUGCAAAUAAAGCAGUACCACUUGAAGUAGAAAUAAAACCUGCACAGAUCCGUGUUGCCGCCUUGAGUAAAAAUAGAAUCACUAAAUAAAAUUCUCCGUGGGACAGAAGAUGAUAAUAAGGCCAGAAUAGGAUCAAAUUUGCACGGACCCAAAUCAUAAAGCUCCAACAGAUAUAUUGCUGAGCUUCUGUGAAAAUGCCGGCCAUUCUCCGCUUCCUUCAACUAUAUAUGAUGCUUUCCUGAGAAUAUCUACUCAUAACAGAAGCACAGGCAUCUUCGACUAUCCUUACUACUUCAUUCAGUAGGGUUUUAUUCACCAUGGCUGUGAUGCCUUUUUUUACUCUCAUUUUCGUACUUAGUUUCUGUUAUGUUACCGCUCAGAAAAACGAGCUCUCACCAGCAACUACUACAACGAGGAAUUUACAGACAUACAUUGUCCAUGUAAGGCAACCAGAGGGCAGAGUUUUUGCUCAAACAGAAGACCUCAAGAGCUGGCACGAAUCUUUUCUGCCCGUUACCACAGCAAGCGCAGAUGAACCGCCACGCCUGCUUUACUCGUACCAAGAAGUGAUCAGUGGUUUUGCUGCUAGACUAACUCAGGACGAAGUAAAGGCAAUGCAGGAGAUGGAUGGCUUUGUGGCAGCAUAUCCUCAAAGAGUAUUCCGUAGGAAAACUACACACACACCCAACUUCUUGGGGCUGCACCAACAAACCGGAAUAUGGAAGGAGUCAAAUUUUGGGAAGGGCGUGAUCAUUGGCGUGCUGGAUGGUGGAAUUGAGCCCAACCAUCCUUCAUUUAGUGGUGCAGGAAUUCCACCUCCACCCGCUAAAUGGAAGGGGAGGUGUGACUUUAAUGCAUCAGACUGCAACAACAAAUUAAUUGGUGCAAGGGCUUUCAAUCUUGCAGCUAAGGCGUUGAAAGGAGAGAAACCUGAGGCACCGAUCGAUAUAGACGGACAUGGGACCCACACAGCAAGCACUGCUGCUGGUGCAUUUGUGCAGAAUGCUGAUGUUUUAGGGAAUGCCAAAGGUACGGCAGUUGGGAUCGCACCUCAUGCCCACCUAGCAAUAUACAAGGUGUGCUUCGGAGACCCCUGCCCAGAUGCUGAUAUAUUAGCUGCACUUGAAGCAGCUGUGCAGGAUGGUGUUGAUGUGAUCUCAAUCUCCCUUGGUGAAGUGUCAGUUCCAUUUUUCCAAGACACCACUGCAAUAGGCUCAUUUGCAGCAAUCCAAAAAGGAAUAUUUGUAAGUUGUGCAGCUGGAAAUUCUGGCCCAUUUAACGGCACACUAUCUAAUGAAGCCCCCUGGAUGCUAACAGUUGGAGCAAGCACAAUAGACAGACGUAUUGUAGCCACAGCAAAACUUGGAAAUGGAGAAGUAUUUGAUGGUGAAUCUCUCUUUCAGCCCAGUGAUUUCCCUUCAACAUUAAUGCCUCUUAUUUAUGCUGGAGUAAAUGGUAAUGAUUCGGCAUUGUGUGCUGAAGGAUCCUUGAAAGGUCUCCCUGUUAAAGGUAAGGUAGUUGUGUGUGAGCGAGGGGGAGGUAUAGGAAGGAUUGCCAAGGGAGAAGUAGUGAAAAACGCUGGAGGUGCUGCCAUGAUUCUUUUGAAUGAAGAAACUGACGGCGUCAGUACUUCAGCUGAUGUUCAUGUUCUUCCGGCAACACAUGUGAGCUACGCAGCUGGACUGAAGAUCAAAGCAUAUAUAAAUUCAACAGCAACACCAACAGCAACAAUCUUAUUCAAAGGAACUGUCAUCGGAGACUCAUCUACUCCGGUGGUUGCUUCCUUCUCUUCAAGAGGCCCCAGCCUGGCAAGUCCAGGUAUUCUGAAACCAGACAUUAUUGGUCCUGGAGUAAGCAUUCUUGCUGCAUGGCCAUUUCCCGUUGACAAUACCACAAAAUCAAAAGUCAAUUUCAAUAUAAUGUCUGGAACUUCAAUGUCUUGCCCGCAUCUCAGUGGAAUUGCAGCUUUGCUUAAGAGCUCACACCCUUACUGGUCACCAGCUGCCAUUAAAUCUGCUAUAAUGACUUCUGCUGAUCUUCUAAAUUUAGAAGGCAAACCUAUUCUCGAUGAACAACUUCAGCCUGCAGAUGUUUUAGCCAUUGGUGCCGGCCAGGUCAAUCCAUCAAAGGCAAAUGACCCGGGAUUAAUUUAUGAUAUUCAACCUGAUGAUUAUAUCCCUUAUCUUUGUGGCUUGGGCUAUAAAGAUGAUGAAAUCAGUAUCAUUGUGCAUAGACAAAUAAAAUGCUCAAUGGUAUCGAGCAUACCUGAAGGAGAGCUGAACUACCCUUCAUUUUCUGUCACACUGGGACCAUCUCAGACAUUCACACGAACUCUGACAAGUGUUGGUGAGGCAUAUUCAUCUUAUGCAGUCAAGGUUAAUGCACCAGAAGGAGUAUAUGUGAGUGUCAAGCCCAAAACACUUAACUUCACAAAGGUGAACCAGAAGAUGUCGUAUUCAGUGACAUUUAGCCAUAUUGGUUCAAAAGGUGAAGCAGGUGAAUUCACUCAAGGAUUCUUAACAUGGGUUUCUGCUAAAUAUGUUGUUAGGAGUCCAGUUUCUGUUAAAUUACAGUGAGUAAUGGAUGCUUAUCGUACAGUGGGCACCUGGUGACUUGUAAUGUCAUCAAACUUCAAGGAGCUCUAUGCGAUCAAACAUAAAUGUACUCAUUUCCUUCAAUAACAUGGUAAUAUUUUAAAGGAGAUAACGACUUGGACAAUCUAAGUCUAGAACAGAAAUAAACCUCACAUACCAGGUAUAUGAUGUAGAAAUCUUGGAUCUGCUUCUCAUCGAAAAAAUAAUUAAAACAUAAAUAUAAUAAUAAAGAUUAACAACAAUAAACAGGAUGUGGACAAAGAAGAAUGGUGCAAAAUAGAUACCAAAGACUAAACGGUAAAAAAUAAUCUCACAACGCAAUGCACUUUCUCCCAUCCAAUUUACGGUUGUAUGUUAGUUGUUCACUUUCUCCCAUCUAAUUUAAGAAUGGUGCAAAAUAGAUGCCAAAGACGAAACGGUAAAAAACUGCUGAUAUAAGUCUAAUAAUUAACUUCCACUGGGAGACUCUAUAAUCUCCUUACCUAGAUGUUGCACAUAGUCAGCAAAUAAUACAGAAAGCAGGUGACGAGAUCCUUGCUCAAGAAUGAUAAACAUCAGAUUUCCUGUUUACUCACACCUCAGGUCAUCAGGUCUACAUCUAAGGAAGCUAAUAAUUUUGAAUACACUAAAUAUCCAGGAGCUACAUCCCCGAUAUGUCAACAGUAUCGCACUCUAUCAAGGGAAUUACAGAGGAACUUUCCCAUUGUAGGAACUCAAAAUAAGAUUAAUUAAGCAGUUACCAUAGAUUGAUCCUUGGCUGCAUUGUCUCUGAAAUUUGAUGGUUGCAUAGUAACAGUGAAAACUGAAAUACACGAAAACUCAUCAGCCAAAACCAGGAAUUUCACUGGCGGCAGCAACAACUAAGCCAUUACUGUCAACUUCGUUUGAACUGGAACAUCACGAUUCACGAGUGGAGGCUUCACCCUUAGCUUCCCCAUUUGGAUUAGUCAACUUGUUGUAGACAGAUCGAACAGUUUCUGCUAUUUCACGUUUCAUGCCAUCACUUGAUCUGAUUAUACCCCACAACUCAUCAGAUACGUGGCUCAUUACUUAGUCC